Tetrahymena thermophila SB210 is the source of this 1920-nucleotide messenger RNA. RefSeq names its product transmembrane protein, putative. The transcript has a single exon. Lineage: Eukaryota; Ciliophora; Oligohymenophorea; Hymenostomatida; Tetrahymenidae. The record is from RefSeq and is a predicted model, not a curated record.
AUGAAAGAAAAUUCAAAUUAGUUAUCCUACGCAGUAAAUUUAGAAUAGAUUCGCAAGAAUUCAGAAAUACCUAAAAUUACAAAUGCAGUAAGCCGCUAAUAAUAAGCUUAUCCAUAAAAUAACUCAGUUUCAGACGACGAAGAUUAUGAAUACCAUGGCUAUAGCUAAUCAAACAGAUAGGAAUAAUUAUAAUUUCAAUAGUAAAAUUAGGGUUACAGUUGGAAAGUAGAUUAAACAAGAAAUACUAAUUCCUUUUUUGAUAAUCGCCAUAUAGCAUCUAAAUAAAUAGCCCAACAAUUGUCACGUCCUAUACCAUAUUCAACUAUUUUAUUGACUAUUUUAGCUGUUUUUAUUUCUGGUUUUAAAGGUACUGCGUUUUUAAUGAUUGAUCUUAAAGAUCCUGAAGACGAAACAUAAACAGGGGGAUUCAUUUUACGCGCAUUCUGGCGUUAAAUAUUAAUUUCAAUAUUUUUUAUCCCUUUGAUUUACUAGGAAUAUAGUAAGGAAAAAACAGAAGAAAUAGAGGAAAUGAGAUUGUAUUAAAGAGAGCACAUUUUUAAUAAAAAAUGUUUGAAAACAAUUAUUUUUUGCUCAUUUGUUUACGCAGUUUGGGUAGGCACUAUGGCUUACAGCGUGUUCCAUACUUCUAUUGCAAAUGUCUAUAUUUUUAAUAACAUUUACCCUUUAUUCCUUGUUAUUUAUAAGAUACUAUCUCACUUUACUCCAAAAGAAGAAAAAGUUUAGCAAUAAUCAAUCAACAAGUUUGAAACUUUUGGCGCUCUUUUGUCUAUAGGUGUAUUAGUUCUACUAGUCUAUGAAGAUACAUCAGUGGUUUACCCUGAACUUAUUGCUCUUGCAGGCGCUUUAUCUGCUUCUAUUUAUUACUCUAAUAUAUAGUAAAUAACAUGCGAAUAUCCUUGGAUGCUUGCUGUUUUUUUACUCUCAACUUUUACAACAAUUUUCUUUGGAAUUUACAGCUUGAUAUUUGAAAAGUCAACUUUCGAUAUGAAUACGAAUCAUGGUUUAUUUGGUGUUUUCUCAGUUAAGUGGAUAUUUUUAAAUAUUUUUAUCAGCUUGGUAACUGGUGUUGUAAACACAAAGCUAUUCUCGUACAUUAGUCAGUAGCUUAAAACUAUUUAUGUUGAUAUAGCUAUUAUGAGUGAAGCUUUUGCUGCAAUGCUUUUAGCUUUUAUUUUUGGUUAUCAAGAUUUUCCUAAUCUAACAUAAUUAGGAAUUUAUUUCUUCUAUGUUGUUGCCCUUGUAAUGUUAGCCAAAGGAAAAAGUGAAGCUUAAAUUGAAUAAAUAUCUCUCUAAGAUGAAAAUAAUAUAAAAGUGAAUCCAAAUAUUGUUAAUGGAUAUUCAAACCCAAAUACUUCAAACAGAAAUAUAGGUUUGGUAUCAAACAGUAGAGGUUCAUACCUUCCUCCUUCAGUAUUUGCAACAGGAGCAGGUAUAAAUUAAAAUCCUAAUUACAACUCCACGCCUAAUAGCAAGGGUUAGAUAAAUUUACCUGCUUACAAAAAGAACACAAUUAGUUAAGUAAAUGAAAUGAACAUGACUGAUUUUUCAAGAUAAAACAUACUAAAUCAAAGAAGUGCUUCAAAUGUUGACUAAUAUAGCGAUAGUUACAGCAAAAGUGCUAAUAUAAUCAAUAGUUAACAAAAAUUUAAUACCUACUAAACCGAUUCUGACCAUAAAUACCACUAAGAUAAUUAAAAUUACCAAUCUUUGCAAAAUGUUCAUAUCAAUGUAAUAGAAGAAUAAGAUGAAGAAAUUAACGAUUCUCGCUAUUAUGGAUAAGCUGUAAAUAAUAAUUUAAAAGAUUAAAAUACAAUAGAACAUUCCCAUAAUUUAAAUGAUUCAAUUUCUGAUUUCAAUAGAGAAUUCCUUAAAAAUCUUAAAAAUAAAAAUUAUUAGUGA